AUGGUAUGCACCAACGCACUCUUUUCUAUUAGCCUAAGCCUCUUCUCUAACUUGCUUGCCUACUAUGAAACUACAGUAGAUGGAAAUGGUUCCUGCCUCACUGAAUCCAUGUGGCAAUUGAAUGGGAUAGGACUUGCCAUAAUUACACCAGCUAUUCUGUCCCUUGUUGCUAAUUCUACUGAUGACAGAAAUCGAGCCAUUCCUUUAGCAGCAAUAUUGCUGCUUGUAUUGCCUGAUGAUCCUUCAACUGUGUUUAUCCAUGGCUUGGUUUUAUUCAUCAUGGGAUUAAUCAUAUCCUGGAAUGCUGCAGCUACGAACAAUCCAAUAUUUGCAGAGAUAGUUCCAGAGAGAUCUCGAACGAGCAUCUACGUUUUGGAUCGAUCCUUUGAAUCCAUAUUAGCAUCAUUUGCUCCUCCUAUAGUUGGAAUUUUGUCUCAGCAUGUAUACGGUUACAAACCUGUUACAAAAGGAGCAACAGAUUCUCAAGAGAUUGAAACAGAUAGAGAAAAUGCUACAGCACUUGCCAAGGCACUCUACACAGCGAUUGGCAUUCCACUGGCUAUCUCAUCAUUUGCUCCUCCUAUAGUUGGAAUUUUGUCUCAGCAUGUAUACAGUUACAAACCUGUUACAAAAGGAGCAAUAGAUUCUCAAGAGAUUGAAACAGAUAGAGAAAAUGCUACAGCACUUGCCAAGGCACUCUACACAGCGAUUGGCAUUCCACUGGCUAUCUGUUGCCUCAUCUACUCCUUCUUAUACUCUACUUAUCCAAGAGAUAGGGAAUGGGCAAGAAUGGAUUCCUUAAUAGAAUCAGAAAUGCAAGAGAUGGAGAUGGACAAUCCUUCAGGACAAGUAUACUCCCAAACUCGUAUUUCACAAUCAGAUGAGCUACAUGGAAAAGAGAGGAGUGUGAUUGAAAUCGGUUACGAAAAAGGGGAAAGCCUUGAUUUUGAUGAAAAUGAUGAGAACAGACUCCUUUCCCAUCAGCUCACAUUUUCAUAUCUUGGCAAAUAUGACUCUGGGAAUGCAGCAAGCUAA
This is a messenger RNA of Ilex paraguariensis (yerba mate), 1035 nucleotides long. The record is from the annotation of a GenBank genome assembly. Lineage: Eukaryota; Viridiplantae; Streptophyta; Magnoliopsida; Aquifoliales; Aquifoliaceae.